CCUCCUCAUGCUUUCCGGAGCCAGUGGUUCAUUCGUGCGUGUAGAGCCGUGGAUUGCCUCGCCGGGAGGGAGGAAACGUGUUUCGUUUAAUUUUGCUGGGUUCUCGUGCUGUCAUUAGCAGUGCUGCUACUACAGUAACGUUUUAAACAGUAUUUUCGCGGGUACUUUGCGUUGUAAUUAAUAACGGCGGCGUGGCAUAACGUUGCGAACAACUAGGUUAGGCUCUGUCACCUGGCUGCAGCAGCUGACUUGGUGUCUUGCGGAGAGUGGCGACAGUUCCCAAAAGAAAACAAGCAAUUGCUAGUUAGCAAUUCAGCCAGUUAGCCUGCUAGCUAGCUAGCUCUUGCCUUAUUGCCACAGCAAGUCCCUCCCUCACAAAGUGCGUGGACGCUGUUGGCUGCGACGGUGAAGUCGAGUGUUUUUUUUUUCUUUCUUUCUUUUCCUUUUUUUUUAAACUCCCCUCCUAUCAACUUAAUAGCCAGCAUCCCUAUACAGUUGGUUUGCACGGGAAAUACCCCCCACAAAGGUUAGAUAGGUUAGGAGACGGUAACGUAAAAUUGCUGGCUUUACGUUCGACAAGUGUGUUCUGUGGAGGGAUACGGAUCAUACACUGGCAGAGAGACUGGCUAAAAGAAGACGCGAAAUAAGAGCGAACAAGGAAGACACCAGGAAGGAGGGGACUGGCUAGUUUAGCCGGUGAGACUGAAUCGCACAUAGUACAUCAAGCCACACACAGCCAUGAGUAUUGAGAUACCGGUUGGGUUGACAGAACUGCUGCAGGGCUACACUGUGGAGGUGCUCCGACAAAGGCCGUCAGACCUGGUGGAUUUUGCCGUACAAUACUUUACCCGUUUGCGGGACACCAGAAGUCAGGAUGGGGCCAGCACAGGCGGCAAGACGGGAAAAGGAGUGAUGUUUGACGGGGAGCCGAUGCAAACAGAGUCCAAUGGAGAGGAUGAUGAAGAUGAUGACUCCGACUUUGAACCUCCACCACCAAGCAGAUUCAACAGGAGAGUGUCAGUGUGUGCGGAACCAUUAAACCCAGACGAGGAUGACGAGGACACUGAACCCAGAGUGGUUCACCCAAAAACAGACGAACAGCGCUGCAGACUGCAAGAGUCCUGCCGAGACAUCCUACUCUUCAAAACACUAGAUCAAGAGCAGUUCUCACAGGUGCUGGACGCUAUGUUUGAGUUGAUUGUUAAGCCUCAGGAGCACGUCAUAGACCAGGGACAUGAUGGAGACAACUUCUAUGUCAUAGAGAGGGGUGUGUAUGACAUAGUGGUUUCAGGAAAAUGCGUGGGUCAGUAUAACAAUAAGGGCAGCUUUGGAGAGCUGGCACUCAUGUACAACACGCCACGUGCCGCCACCAUUGUAGCCACCCAGGACGGAGCGCUAUGGGGACUGGACCGUGCUACAUUUCGUAGACUCAUUGUAAAGAACAAUGCCAAGAAGAGGAGGAUGUACGAGUGUUUCAUUGAGUCAGUUCCCCUACUCAAAUCACUGGAGGCAACAGAGAGGAUGAAGCUAGUUGAUGUAUUAGGAGCAAAGCAGUUCACAGAUGCCGAACGUAUCAUCACACAGGGAGACAAAGCUGAUUGUUUCUACAUUGUAGAGUCUGGGGAGGUCAAGAUCAUGAUGAAGAGUAAAACGAAGGCAGACCACGCAGACAAUGCGGAGGUGGAGAUAACACGCUGUACCAGGGGUCAGUACUUCGGGGAGCUGGCCUUGGUCACUAACAAGCCCCGGGCCGCCUCAGCCUACGCAGUGGGAGAUGUCAAGUGUUUGGUAAUAGACAUCCAGGCAUUUGAGCGCCUCCUGGGCUCCUGUAAGGAGAUCAUGAAGAGGAACAUUGCCCACUAUGAGGAGCAGCUGGUGGCUCUGUUUGGCUCCAGCAUGGACCUGAGAGACUGAGCCUCCCAUACCACCCUCCGUGCCUUCUACUACAAACACACAUACAGACAGACAGACACACAGACAUAUGUCCUCUCCCACAUCAUGCAGUGGCUAUAGAGACUCAUAAGCUUUACACAGAUGGUGCAAAUGCAUGAAAGUGUACUUGGCUCACCUCCAGGUAUAUAAAUCCUCAGAGUAUGAACACACACUCCAUCUCACACACACACAUUCACUGAUCUCUGUAGGCACUGAGAGACGCUCACUUAAGUCUGCUCACCCUCGUGCACAACCAGCUCAACAGACCCCUUGUUAAGCUGACUUUGGUUAGAUAUACACAUACAGAGCUAGCUGAAGGUCACAUACCUUGUUGCUUGAGCCAGCUUCAACCUCUCAGUAUGAAUGCCUUUGCUGCAGUGACCUAAAACAGGUAAAAGCAGUGUAAGGACGUAUAGUACACAAGCACUCCAUACACACGUCCAAAAAGACACAGAGCUUCACAUGUGCAGGCUUUGCAUUCACGUGAGCACUUAAACAACUCCAAGUUGUUCCAAGCCUCAGCCAAGGACACAUCAACCCAUGGACACACACACACACACACACACACACACACACACACACACACACACACACACACACUUACAGGGGUACAAGGGUACAACAUAUAGGCAACCACAGUUGCAAAAACGGAUACACUGUGGUAAAAUGGAGAUGAAAAACUUCCCUGAAAAGGAAAACUUCAAAUUCAAAAAGGCAAAAAAAAAAAAGAGUUUAAAAAAUAUACAUUUUAGAAACAUUUUAUGAAGAUUCAAAACAGAAGCUUUGAUAAAAUAUUUAAAUUAACAAAAAAAAAAAGAGUGUUUCCUCUUUGGGGGGGCUGGGGUGCAGAACUUUGUGAGCGCGCUCCGUUUCUUCCUCUACUGUUGUUGAUCGAGUUGAGUUAGUGCUGGUGAUUAUUGCAGUACCACAGAAGAAGCAGUGAAAACAAUAACAACCCUAUGUUUUCUGGGCCAUUGUUAUUCGUCAUUGACUCCACACUUCAUUGUAUUGAAUUAAUUAAUAAUGUAUUGUUAUAUUCUUUUUUUUGCUUUUUGUUUUGUUUUACUUUGACCAGUUCUGAUAAAAUUCACCAUCAUGUCUGACACAAUGUAAAGAGAGAAAAAAGGAAGAAAAAAACCAUCUAAUAUAACAUUAGUGCUUAUUUCGCCUUGAUUAUCCUUGAAUAAGUUGUCCUGGAUUUAAAAAUGGAAAAAAAAUAAAUA
Pundamilia nyererei is the source of this 3155-nucleotide messenger RNA. RefSeq names its product protein kinase, cAMP-dependent, regulatory, type II, alpha A (gene prkar2aa). The transcript is spliced from 11 exons. Gene Ontology annotation, biological process: negative regulation of cAMP-dependent protein kinase activity. Gene Ontology annotation, molecular function: cAMP-dependent protein kinase inhibitor activity; protein kinase A catalytic subunit binding; cAMP binding. Gene Ontology annotation, cellular component: cAMP-dependent protein kinase complex; cytosol. Bases 739 to 1914 code for a protein of 391 amino acids. NCBI's taxonomy places the organism in Eukaryota, Metazoa, Chordata, Actinopteri, Cichliformes, Cichlidae. The record is from RefSeq and is a predicted model, not a curated record.